Trichobilharzia szidati is the source of this 2263-nucleotide messenger RNA. Lineage: Eukaryota; Metazoa; Platyhelminthes; Trematoda; Strigeidida; Schistosomatidae. The record is from the annotation of a GenBank genome assembly.
AUGCUUUUUUAUUUCACUUUUAUGACAUUUAUAUACUGGAGGUAUAAAUUUUCAAUUUUUCUAAACACUUAAUAUUAUGGAAUAUAAUCCUGAAAAUAUAUCAAUUUGGGAACGUUAUAAUCAUAGUGAUGUUUUGUUAUUUAAAACAUUCGCACCACAUUUAACUAUAAUUGAAAGAGCCAAUUUUCCUAUAUGGGCAAUACUUGGAUUCCCUGGAAGUUUAUUCAGUAUAAUUGUAUGGAGUAGUCGUCCAAUGAGACGAGGAGGUAGUGCUGCUGCUGCAGUUUAUCAGGCUAGCCUUGGUGUUGUGGAUUUAUGCUUUUUAAUUACAUGUGUUAACUGGUAUUUACAUACUGCAUGGCAACUCGGUGUACUUGAUCAUCCGGUGAUAUGUGAAGUAUUCCCAGUAGUACACUAUUUAAUACAAUAUAUGAGUCCUGUAUUGGCGUUCACAUUUACACUGGAACGAUAUUUGGCUAUUUGUCAUCCAUUUCGUUCACGGAAUAGUAUAAUGCGUUCUACGGGGAAAAGUGCUCUAAAAGUUGUCUUUAUCAUGUUUAUCUUUUGUCUAAUAACAGCCAGUGUUCAAGCAUUAGUAUACACAUAUGAUCAUGGUGUUUGUACAACUAGACCAUCAGUUGAUGAUCAUGAAUCUAUUGAACAUUCUUUAUAUACUAAAUGGAAUUUUCUAACAGAGACAUUAUUUUUUUUCUGUUUCCCGAUUACCUGCCUUGUGCUAAACAUUCUAGUCAUUCAUGUACUACGACAAAGUAUUAAGUCAAAAACAAAUGCAUUAAUUGCAACAACAAUAAAUGGUAAUUCAAAUACAACCUUUGAUCGUAAUCAACACGCAGAACCAAUAAGUAAAGGAGCACGUUCAAGUACGCUGACAUUAUUGUGUACAUCAUUCUAUCUUAUUGCUGCACAUCUUUCAGUAGCUACUGCUCAGUUAAUUCUUCCUCUCCUACCAACUGGUGAUUUAUACCUAACCGAUGAACAAGUCCGUAAUGAUCCGCAAUGGAAAGCUUAUUUUCGUUUUGCUACAGUACGUGCAUUAAUUGAAUGCUUUGCAACAACACAUUAUGCAGCUAAAUUUCUAAUAUACUUAGCAACAAGUCAACAAUUUCGACAUGAAUUUUGUCGAUUACUCCGAUGUCAUUGUGGUAAUAAAGAUUAUCUCUUAAGAGAAACUGAUAUAAAUAAUGAUUUAAAUAUACACUUGUGUAGUGGUAAACGUUCAAAUGCAUCACAUAAUAAUAAAUAUUCUUUCAGUGCAUUAUCAAGACGUAGUUUUACACAUAGAAAAUCAAGAGAUUCUACACAAUCAUUUUCUUUAGUUCCAAAUGAAAACGUGUUACCAAGUCGAAGGCGUCCAUCUCCUGGUCUUAGUCGAACUGUGAUAAGUGCAAAUGGACAACGUGUAAAAGUGAAAUCAAACCUUCACUUAAGCAUCUAAUACACACAAGUAAGUAAGAUUCAAAUUUGUGCAUGUCAAAGAAGAUUGUUUUAUUCUACUGUGAUGAGCAAAAUGAUAAAAGUGUUUAUUAUGCAACACAUCCUGCGAAACAAAUAACGAAUAUGAAACAGACAAUCUACUCAAAAAUGUCUACAAAUGGUACUAAUUUAUGUACACUAACUAAUAUACUAUGUGUAAAUCUGUUCCUGUAUGCUAACGACUACAUACAUCCUGCUUUGCAUACAUCAUGUACAGUAAAAACAAAAAGCAACAAACAAUCUAAUAAUGAUUCGCCUUUCCAAAACAACUUUAUCAUAAAGGAGAAUACAAAAAUUAUCAAAAGACAAGUAGAUAUUAUCCUUUAUUGUUUAAUGAAAACUUUAUUCAAAAUUCUAAAAAGCGUACAUUAUUCUAUUCAACGAAAACAUUAUCUAGAUGUAUAACUGCCUUUUAAAUUUCACUGCUUUCGUUACAAAAUUAAAAGCUGGAAGACGCCAUCAUCAUCAUGAUCAUCAGCCUCUCUUUCUUACUACAUUGAUUCUUACAUAAAUAAAAGUCUCUAUUCAAUUUAUAAUAUAUAUUUGAAUAAUAAAUGUAAAUGUAAAUUUAAUGAAUUUUAUGUGCGACUCGUAAGUAGUCUGUUGCAUUCGUGUAUUUUAUAACGAUAAGCAUUAAAGCCUAAUUUGUGCUGAUUUUUAAUAACAUCAAUAAUAAUUUUGAAUAAAUGAGGGAGUUAUAUUAUAAUAUGCAGUUGAUAUACAGUGGCUAAAAAGAUUAUUAUGUAAUAUUCUUCUUCUUCUUCUGGAU